Iphiclides podalirius (scarce swallowtail) is the source of this 630-nucleotide messenger RNA. The record is from the annotation of a GenBank genome assembly. NCBI's taxonomy places the organism in Eukaryota, Metazoa, Arthropoda, Insecta, Lepidoptera, Papilionidae.
AUGGAAGGAACACAUUGGUCGAGUAUCGUUCAUUUAUUCGAAUGGAAAUGGCGGGAUAUCGCCGACGAGUGCGAGAGGUUUCUCGGACCGAAGGGGUUUGGUGGAGUACAGAUCUCACCACCUUCGGAAAACUUAAUUACUCGUUUGCCCAACGGAAAAAGGACCUGGUACGAACGUUAUCAAGUCAUGUCAUAUAAUUUAACAACUCGGUCCGGAGAUCGGGGCGACUUUUUGAACAUGACGAGAAGGUGCAACAAAGUCGGCGUCAGGAUUUAUGCUGACGUCGUGUUCAAUCAUAUGACCGGCGACAAUAAGAACAACAGAGGUACCGGUGGCAGCACUGCCAACUUCGCUGACUAUUCCUAUCCGGCAGUGGCCUACGCACGCGAGCAUUUCCACUAUCCUUAUUGUAUUAUAAAUGAUUACAACAACGCUGCUCAGGUUGGAACGGAAUUGAAGAGAGUUUUCCGAGGUCAAAACGCUUUGAAAUGGCUGGUGUCAUGGGGUGAACAAUGGGGCCUGUCACCGGGCGAUACAGCAUUAACAUUUAUUGAUAAUCACGAUACCCAACGGACUGCCGACGUUUUGACUUACAAGGAGUCGAGGGCCUAUAAGUCAAAGAUAUUGAAG